This is a messenger RNA of Impatiens glandulifera, 843 nucleotides long. RefSeq names its product serine/threonine-protein kinase MPS1-like. Gene Ontology annotation, biological process: mitotic spindle assembly checkpoint signaling; protein localization to kinetochore; meiotic spindle assembly checkpoint signaling. Gene Ontology annotation, molecular function: ATP binding; protein serine/threonine kinase activity; protein serine/threonine/tyrosine kinase activity. The record is from RefSeq and is a predicted model, not a curated record. Gene Ontology annotation, cellular component: nucleus; spindle; kinetochore. Lineage: Eukaryota; Viridiplantae; Streptophyta; Magnoliopsida; Ericales; Balsaminaceae.
AUGGUGAGUGGACAACCCCAACUAUUGCUAACCCUGAGUAGAAGGGUCCCUGGGAGCAGAAGGUUUGUGGAAUUUCUUUUAUCAGAAGAAAAAAUUAAGAAUCCUAACUACAAGGGAAAAUGGAAGGCACCCUUGAUUGACAACCCAGAUUUCAAGGAUGACCCAGAUCUCUAUGUUUUCCCUAAGUUGAGCCAUCAAAUACUGCAAGCUGUCAACACAAUACACGAAGAACGUAUUGUACAUUCAGACUUAAAGCCAGCUAAUUUUCUUCUUGUUAAAGGUUCACUGAAACUAAUUGACUUUGGUAUUUCUAAAGCUAUCAUGAGCGAUACAACAAACAUUCAACGGGAUUCACAGAUGGGUACAUUAAGUUACAUGUAUAAAGUGUGCAAUGAGACAGAUGCAAAGGGAAACAUAAUAAAGUGUGGGCGUCCAUCAGACAUCUGGUCACUUGGUUGCAUCCUUUACCAAAUGGUGUAUGGAAGAACCCCAUUUUCAGAAUCAAAGACAUUCUGGGCCAAGUUCAAAGUUAUAACAGAUCCAAACCACAAAAUCAUAUUCGAAUCUGUUUCGAAUCCAUGGCUUCUCGACAUUAUGAAGACAUGUUUGGCAUGGGACAGAAAUGACAGGUGGAUAAUACCACAGAUUCUUAAACAUCCUUUUCUAGUCCCUCCUACACAUAACAACAACACAAAAUUGCUUCAAUCGAUCUCAGAAUCAUGUGGAAAUAAUCCAAGGGUGGUGAAAUCGGGAACCCUCUUUGAUAAUGUCUUGGUGUGCGACGAUCCUGAAUAUGCAAAGAAAUUGGUGGAAGAAACAUGGAGCAAACAUAAAGAGGUAUGA